AUGUUCGAAAGAGCGUACUACCAGCAAAUCUUCGGUACCGCAAUGGGAAACCCACUUUCGCCGAUUAUUGCGGAGUACGUGAUGGAAGACCUUCUCGAUAAUGCCGUUGCCGCCAACACGGUCGUGAUUCCGUUCCUGAAAAAAUACGUUGAUGACCUGUUUCUAGCACUUCCACUCGAAAAUGUUGAAGACGUUGAGAUCUUCAAUCAACAAAACGAACACAUUCAGUUCACCGUCGAAAGGGAGGAAAACAGCAGACUACCGUUCCUCGAUAUGCUGCUGGUACGCCAAGAAAACCACACAAUAAAAACGGAAUGGUACAGGAAGGCAAUUGCGUCGGGUAGGUUCCUGAACUACCACUCAGGACAUCCAAUAAGCAUGAAGAUGAACGUCGCCUUCAAUUUUGCAAAACGGGUGCUCCGGUUCUCGACAAACAUCAGCCUGAAACAAGCAAAAACGAUAAUUUUCGGGCUUCUGAGGUUGAAUGACUACCCUUCAAACAUCAUCAACCGAGUAAUACAUCGCGCAAGUGGAAAUCCGACCAAUGGAACAGCUAUGGAAGUGAGUAGCAACGAAAAUGAUCAGGAAGAACCAACAAAAACAUACUACUCACUCACAAACAUACACGGUCUAACACAAACAAUAACAAAAACAUUGCGUCGGGAAUUCCCAAAUGCACAUAUAGCAAGCAAGCAGCGCAAAAACAUUGGCUCGCUACUUCCAACAGUAAAAGAUCGUACACCGAUAGAAGACCGUCACAAUGUUAUCUAUCAGGUGGACUGUGCCGACUGCGAUGCUUGCUAUAUCGGUAUGACUACUCAGAAGCUCAAGGCACGACUAUCAAAACACAAAUCGAACAUGACAAAACUACAAACACUACAGAAUGAUGGUCACACAACCGAAGAUGCUGCUAUCCAGGCAAUAAUGGAAACAACGGCGCUCGUAAAUCACGCAGCCUUGAAGAAUCAUACGUUCAAGCUCGGUGAAGCCAGGAUUUUGGACACUACACACAAAGGAAGAAAUUUGCCGAUCCUGGAGAGCUGCCACAUAAACAACACUUCAAACACAAUAAACAAACGGACGGACACGGACAACCUUCACAUCGCUUAUGCAGGGGUUUUGCAUUGGAUGAAUAAUUUUCAGCAAAACCGAAGAACACGAAAUGCCUGAUCAAAACAAACAUGAAAAAUUGAUUGUAAACACACACACAUACACACUCACGAUCGGGAAACGUUUUAUUUACUCACACCAAAACACUAAAGAUCUCACACACACUCUGGAAUAGGAAUCAGAAAAGAGCCAAAAAGCAAUGGUGCUAGAUCAAGUGCCGGGUACCAGAUUCCAGCUCAGCUUAAAUAAGAGCUUUUCCACGGUUAGGCUUACACCGACACCGUCCGUUUUGGCGAGGGAGUAAGUACACGGAGAGUUUUGCAGUGAGGAAAUAUUAAGUUUUUCAAAUUUGCGUUUUUUAAAACAGAAACUCUGAACCGACAUUUACACGUUCCACAGAACCACACUGGACGAAAAAUCUGUAAAAUUCGAGUCCCAGAAGAAGGUCCCAAACGGACCGAAACGUCGGACAAGAUAAAAUAGCAGUAUUUUUAUUUUUGUCAAGACUGGCAAGCCAU
This is a messenger RNA of Aedes albopictus (Asian tiger mosquito), 1628 nucleotides long. RefSeq lists its product as uncharacterized. The record is from RefSeq and is a predicted model, not a curated record. Lineage: Eukaryota; Metazoa; Arthropoda; Insecta; Diptera; Culicidae. The transcript is spliced from 2 exons. The coding region runs from base 1 to 1170 and encodes 389 amino acids.